AUGUCAAACAAAUUCCUGCUUAUCCUCAGAGGUUUAUUUCCUGAAGAUAACUAUGAAGAUUACCAAGUUGGGAGUCUUAUUCUAAAACAUCUUAAGAGAGAUUAUAGUCAAGAAGCAAAUUCCUUAUUAGAUUGGCUGGAAGCCGGCAUUUUUGAUGCCUUAGAUCAUCAACAUCUUCGUGCUGUCAUCUUUGGUAUCUUUCUUGAUCCGAAAGAACCAAAUAAACUUGUGGAAUGCUAUACUUUUAAAGUAACCUAUCCUAAUGGCGAGCCUUUGCUACGCAUUGAAAAUAAUAAUGGCGAAUUAUUGACAACCGCAGGUGGUGGUCAUGACGUCAUGGCUACCAUGCGUGAAGGAAUAACUGUUGAUAACCGUUAUAUCGUUGUCAAGCUUCACUAUUACGAACAUGUAACACCAGCUGAUUAUGAACCACCAUUCUUUCGCGCUAGUAAUCUUGCUGAAGAAGGUUUUAUAUUUAACUCUCGACCUGAAAAAAUACCAGUCGAUGAUUCUACUACUGAUAAAAUGUUGGUUGAGUCAAAUGAUACAAUAAAAGAUAACGAAAAAUCUUGGAAUGCUGAAGAUGACUCUGACUCUGAAGAUGGUCCAAAAGUGACCAAUAUUGACAUUCCUCCGUUAAAGCGUGACCAAUAUAAUGAGCGAUCUGACAGACGAGAAAUGUCUGUAGUAUCAAAUGUUCCGACUUUGACUUCUAGGUCAAUGUCCAGAGAUAGGCGAGAAAUGUCAAUAGUAUCAAAUGUUCCGGGUUUGACUUCUAGCUCAAUGUCCAGAGAUAGAAGAGAAAUGUCAAUAGUAUCAAAUGUUCCAGCUUUGACUUCUAGCUCAAUGUUCAAAGAUAGGCGAGAAAUGCCAAUAGUAUCAAAUGUUCCGGCUUUGACUUCUAGCUCAAUGUCCAAAGAUAGGCGAGAAAUGUCAAUGGUAUCAAAUGUUCCGGCUUUGACUUCUAGCUCAAUGUCAAGAGAUAGGCGAGAAACAUCAAUAGUAUCAAAUGUUCCAACUUUGCCACCUAGGGUAACUAGAUCAAUGACAAAAGAUAUUAAUCCUACCAAAGUUUAUGAUAAAAAUGAAAGCAUGACUCAUUCAAAUCGAGUAUCUAUGUCGCGUAACAGCGAAUCAAGAAACGGUAGUAUAACACAACCUAUCGACCACUCGCAUUCGAACAAUGUUGAUAGAAAUCGCUGUUCAACAUCUAUUGCUUCAAGAUCAUCACAACUAAGAACUUAUUCUACACAACGGCACAGCCAUUCGUCUCCACGUCAAGAUGUGUCCAAUGAGACAAACUAUGUACCUAUAAACUCUCAAAAUUCUCCUGUAAUUAUUGACGAUGAUGACGAAUCUUCUUCUAACGAAAGCAUGGAUAAUACACUUAAUUAUAAAUGUGAUUGUGGUGUAAAUACUCGUGACGGAGAUAUGAUCAAUUGUGUUAAAUGUAAUACAUGGGGGCAUGUUCCUUGUUAUGGAUAUAAGUCUCUCGAUGAUUCUCGCAUGUCAAAAUAUCAUACUUGCUAUCGAUGCCUACGAGAUGAAAAUAACAAUCUUUGGGAAUUAGACGCUCUUAUAGACUUAGCUUUGUUUCGACGUUCUUUGUGGAUUAUUUGGAAAGAAGGAAUUCCUUCAACUUGUCGACAAUUUGCUCAACGAUUAGGUGUCAAGUUGUCUUGUGCACGUCAGCUUCAGACCCGUCUGAAAACUGAAGGAUUUAUUGCCCCUCCUCCAAAGCCUUCUAAAAGGAAGGGUAAAACUGUUGUUGGAAGCAGCACUUCUAAUUCAAACAAUCCAUUUGAAGUCAUAAAAACUGAAGAGAAUAUACGCAAAAUGAAUGAUUAUUUUAACCCAGAUAUUGGACUGAUGCCAAUAUCUCCAGAGAACUUUGACGUGGAGGAUGAUUUCCAUGAAGAAAAUCAUGAUAAUUUACAAAAAACUACGUCAGAAUUCAUUACAAAAGUAAAUUCUCCACCUGUAUUGUCUCAAGAAUUUACUCCAAUGGAAAUUUCUUUUGAAAAUUCUGCUCCGGCAUCACAAGUUACUAUUAUGGAAUCAGAUCAAACCAAUAUAACUAAUAUACAAUCGUCAUCGUCAUUGCUUGAGAACAGAAUAUCUCAUAAUGAAUCAGAAAAAUCUGAUGACGGACAUAGGAAACAUAAAUUACAUGAUAAAAAUUCUGUAGAUGUGGAUGCAGAUGAAGAUGAUCAAGGCCUCAAGAAAAGAAAAGUUUCUAUUAGUAUCGGACAUAUUGCUGUAUUAUAA
Dentiscutata erythropus is the source of this 2268-nucleotide messenger RNA. The record is from the annotation of a GenBank genome assembly. NCBI's taxonomy places the organism in Eukaryota, Fungi, Glomeromycota, Glomeromycetes, Diversisporales, Gigasporaceae.